Triticum aestivum (bread wheat) is the source of this 2924-nucleotide messenger RNA. Its product is annotated as ankyrin-3. Gene Ontology annotation, molecular function: protein binding. Bases 1036 to 2802 code for a protein of 588 amino acids. The transcript is spliced from 5 exons. Gene Ontology annotation, cellular component: plasma membrane. The record is from RefSeq and is a predicted model, not a curated record. Lineage: Eukaryota; Viridiplantae; Streptophyta; Magnoliopsida; Poales; Poaceae.
CAUGCUUCAUUUAGUUGUAUAUAUGGUCCAAAAAACACAGAUCUGUUAUUUGCUUCGGUUUUGGUCAUUUUUAUCUCAAGUGGGACAUGAACAUUGAUAUUUUGUUUCUACCUUCUUUGAUUCACGUCUGCCUUUGCCUGAGGUCAUACAACAAUGUACAAGCAGUGUCCAUGGUUCUUAACAUCAUUGCUUCAUAUCCAUACCCUUGCUUGCAAUGGUGUCUUCAUAGCUGGCCAUCGAACAUAGAAACACUAGCAUCCUAGGCUUAAAAAAUUUAGCUCUGCCAAUAAGCAUCCAAUUUUGAUAUACAAAAAAGGUACAAUGUUUUUGCUGAGUUUGGGAUCUGUUUGUCCCUUCUUUAUAAAAUAGUUUAGAUACUUAAAAUAUUUCAGUAAUUGCUUGCGAGCUACUCUAGUAGUCAAGCGCAGUUCUUUUAAGAUGGAAAAUAACCAAUGAUGAAUUUAAAAGCACGGAACCUACCCAGCCUGGCUGGCAGGAAUCAAACAUGGUCAUCAGCCGACAGAGAUCCAUGGCUAGGCCAUGUUACCAUUGACGAGUGCAUUCUGUUUCACAAUGUUUAAGAAAUGCUUUGGUGAAUGGUGAUAAGUAGUGAAGUACCAUGAGUAUGGAAAAGAAAUUUACCCUUAUUUCAUACAAAAAACGUCAAAACGAAAAGGCAUGAGCCUAUAUUAGAACAACAAUAUCUUUAGGUCAUCUAAACAGAAGUUAAAACAUCAGUCUUAAAAAUGUAAAAGCACUAGUGUACAAAAAAGUAAAAGCAUCCAUUUAAAAAGAUGUAAAAUACUAAAGUACCAUCAGGCUAGGACACAAGUAAAGCAUAAGCAUCAACUUGCUCCCAACACAAGAAAGGAAUAUAUCAUAAGGGCUCUGGUACAUAUUUAUGCACCCCUACUGCUUCUCUUCUACACGUCCAUCAUAAAUACAAGCCUGUUUCCACCAUCGCAUCUUCCGUCCAAACUUGUUCAUUAUCUGGUACAAGGUUAAAUUAAGCAGCCACAGUUUAUUGUGUCCCAAAUGCAAGUUCUCAUGGACCCAGUGUUUUGGAAAGCAGCAGAAAAUCUCAUGGAUCCAGUGUUUAGGAAAGCAGCAGAUAAAGGAAAUAUAGUUAGCCUACAAGAGCUUGUCGCCGUCAAACCCAACACAAUUUACUCGACGACAAAGGCUGAGAAAAACACAGCACUUCACAUCGCAGCGUCAGAAGGCCACACUUUGUUUGUCCAUCAUUUCCUCCUCCUUGUAGGCACAAAUAUGGAGCUCAUGGUCAGUCAAAACAAUGAUGACGAUACGCCACUGCACCUGGCGGUGAGAGCGGGCCAUCUAGAAGUGGUCGAGCACCUGAUUCUAUAUUUGACGUGGGCAAGGGGAAUCGAUGCCAACUUAAAGGAGCCUACCACAAUGUUAAAUGGUAAAGGAAAUACACCGAUGCAUGAUGCACUGUCUCAUCGACAAUUGGACAUUGCACUAAAGCUUUUGGAGGUCAACCCAAGAUGUGCAAAUGCAUUGAACGAGGAAAUGCAGUCACCGCUUUACAUUGCUGCUAGGGAAGGCUAUCUCCAUGUUGUCAAGAAGAUUGCCGACCAGUUGUUGGCAGUCUCUAUCUCAACUAUUGGCACUCGUAUGACUGCUCUACACCAGGCUGUGUUGGCUGAUGACAUCGGGGCGCUGGAGAUCUUGUUGGACAGGUAUGAGGAGCUUGUGGAGUUGACAGAUUUAUUAGGGAACAAUGCUCUGCACUACGCUGCACAGCACAACAACGCACGCAUAGUAUCCAUUUUGCUCAACAAAUACUCCAAUCUAGCCUACAAGCAGAAUGACGAGAAGCAUACUCCUCUACACACAGCUGCUUACUAUGGCUCGGCAGAGGCUGCUAAAGAGCUAUUAAAGCAGUUUCCUGAUGCCAUUGAGAUGGUGGAUAAUACAAGGCAAAGUGCCCUCCAUAUAGCCGCCAGAAAUGACAAGGUGGACGUGCUUGAAUUGCUUCUCAAGUAUGUGCUGCCGGAGGAGAUUGUGAACCAACAGGAUAGGGACGGUAACACACCGCUGCAUCAUGCCGCCAAGCUCCUGAAUAGACAAUCAACAAUGUUACUACUCAAUGAUCGGAGAGUCAAACCGUGGCUGCUUAACCAAGAUGAAGAUACAGCGUUUGCCCUUUCUUGUAGAGCAGGAAUAUUUGAGAUGAACGUCGAUGAGAUGGACUUGUGGAAGGAACUGAAGAAGCAUGAGUCCAGAAGGCACAACCAGCAGGUAUUGACAGAGCAACAGUUUCGACCACUGUGGUACUGGGGAAGAAGGACAUACAUGGUUAGCAGUGUGGUCAUUAAUGUUUUCGUGGCUGCCAUGAUGAGCAUGGCCACCUUUGCAGUCACACUCGCCGUGCCUGGAGGGUACAGCCAACAGUCAGGCACCGCCAUUGUUGGACACCAUCUGGCCUUUAAGAUAUUCGCGGUCGGCAACACCAUCUCAAUGUGUGGCUCCACCUCCACUGUUCUUGUACUCUGCUACUUGUCGUGGAAGUAUCAUGGCCAGGUACUCACUAGAUUGAUUUGGGCCAAUAUGCUGAUUGUCCUCUCCGUUCUAACAGCGAUCGUCUCAAUGUUGACUGCCGUAUACCUCACCAUCGCGCCAGUGUCGCGGUUUCUUGCCUACGUGGUGAUUGCCAUUGGUGCCAGCGCUCCUUUCUUGGCGUGCCUGAUACUGCGGAAGAGCCUGACUAGAAAGUCCCUGUUUACACGGUGGAUCGGCAUGAAACUGGUACCUCAAGGGGAGACGGGUCACACGUGAAACAAGAUGCUCCCGGGGUACUUUUUAGUUCUUGUUUGAUUGAUGGACGUUGGAAUACUGGAUACAGUACACACUUCUAAAUUUGCUGUGGAACAAGAGGGUGUGAUUUGGGUGAUGAGAUA